UUGUACUUUUUCAAUUACUAUCCAACUUUUCUCACGAUCUAUUUUUUCGUGUAUAAACAGUAUAUACACCACACUACAACACACACAUCCACCAACCGACCUCACAAAACCACAAAACUCAAACACAAUGUCUAAGCCCACGCCCGCGAUAACCCUCUUCCGCGGCUCGGACACGCCCCGGCAGUACGUCUGGUCGCCCUUCGUCACGAAACUCGAGUUCCGCCUGCGCGUCGGCGGGCUCACGUACACCCCCGCCUGCGGCUCUCCGCGCGCCUCUCCCACGGGCCAGAUUCCCUACAUCACCCUCACUUCCCAAGACAAGGACGGGGACGUGAAGUCGCUCGGCGACUCCACGCGCAUAACGCAGCAUUUCAUCGCCGCGUCGGCGCUGCGGGAUCUGAACGCGGGUUUGAGCGCGAAGGACGCGGCGUUGGAUGUGGCGUUGAGGUGUCUGAUCGAGGAGAGGUUGAAUGCGUGUCAUGGGUAUGAGCGGUGGGUGGUGAACUACUAUACGAUGCGUGACGGGGUGCUGGGGUCGAUACCGUGGGCGCCCCGUGUGUUGAUUGGACUUCUGGCGGCGAGGAAGAACGGGGUGAAGAUGGAGGCGGCGGGUCUUGCGGGGCUGAGCGAGGAGGAGGUGUUUAGGAGGGUGGAGGCGGUUUGGGAGGUUGUUGCGCGGUUGUUGGAGAGUGCGAGGCCGAAGAGGGAGGGGGACGGGUGGUGGGUUCUGGCUGGGAAAGAGCCGACGGAGGCGGAUGCGACGGUUUUUGGGUUCGCGGCGAGUGUAAUGGUUUGUGGUGCUGCGGGCGGGAGUAAGAGGUUGUUGAGGGAGAAGUUUCCGGUCAUCGUGGAGUGGGCGGGGUGGGUUCAUAAGGGGUGGUUUAAGGAGUAUGAGUUGUGGAAGGAGGAAUAGGUGGAGUGGUGUACGGUCGCGUGAAUAAUUGAGGAGGAAGAAGCGUUGUAGUCUUUGCGGUGC
Molecule: messenger RNA, 976 nt
Organism: Aaosphaeria arxii CBS 175.79
Lineage: Eukaryota; Fungi; Ascomycota; Dothideomycetes; Pleosporales
Exons: 1
Coding region: 128-913 (261 amino acids)
Source: RefSeq, a predicted model, not a curated record